Messenger RNA from Patiria miniata (bat star), 3136 nucleotides. It is a transcript of the gene gda, whose product is annotated as guanine deaminase-like. The transcript is spliced from 12 exons. Bases 216 to 1751 code for a protein of 511 amino acids. Lineage: Eukaryota; Metazoa; Echinodermata; Asteroidea; Valvatida; Asterinidae. Gene Ontology annotation, cellular component: cytosol. The record is from RefSeq and is a predicted model, not a curated record. Gene Ontology annotation, biological process: guanine catabolic process. Gene Ontology annotation, molecular function: guanine deaminase activity; zinc ion binding.
CGUAUUCACUCAUGUUGUUUAUACUCAUUGUACUUAUAGAGCUCUGUGUGGUAAAUCCCUUCCUCUUAUUUAUUUUAUUUUAUAAGGUGCACUGAAUGAGCUUUUGAGUCAUGUAAUUUUCAUGAAUGUUUGGCAUGUUUCGGUUUAUUUGAUGACAGUUUGAAGGCCCUGACUUCGUCAUAUUUAACGGGGUAGACGGUGUAAGAUUGUAGACUAUGCCACUGCGGGUUAUUCAAGGCACAUUGGUGCAUGCACAGUCUGCAAACCAGCCACUCCAGAUUUUGGAGAAUAACGUUAUUGGAGUCGACAAAAACAAGAUAAUAUUCGUUGAACCUGUGGAGUGUUUAUCUGAACUCUCUGCCCAGCAUGGCUUUGAACUGGACGAAGUCCACAACAUCAACGGUUGUUUCUUGAUGCCUGGUUUUGUCGACACCCACAUCCAUGCCCCUCAGUAUGUCUACACCGGCACAGCCAUGGGCCUACCCCUCCUGGAGUGGCUAGACAAGUACACCUUCCCCGUCGAAGCCAAGUUUGACGAUCUCAAAUUCGCCACCGAUGCUUAUCACAAAGUUGUGCACCGUACCCUUAAGAACGGAACCACCACAGCCUCCUACUUUGCAACCAUUCACAAAGAGGCCUCCCUCAAGCUUGCAGAGAUAGCCGCAAAGUUUGGGCAACGAGCAUUCAUCGGCAAGGUGAACAUGGAUUCAAAUUCACCCGAUUUCUACGUUGAGACCACAGAGAAUUCAAUCCAAGACACGGAGUGGUUUAUCAAGCAAGUUCAGUCGAUGAACAACCCUCUUGUCACACCCAUCGUGACGCCCCGUUUCGCCGUCAGUUGCACCUUGGAACUCAUGAAGAAACUGGCUGAGCUUGCUGAAAAGUACAACCUGCCAAUUCAGACCCAUCUGGGAGAAAUCCUUGCUCGACCUCAGGUUUACCCGCAAUACAAGAGUUACAUGGAUGUGUACAGUGCAUGCAAUUUGCUCACGACGCAGACAGUCCUUGCUCACUGCAUCUACCUAGACGAUGAUGAGAUUGAGACCCUCAGAAGCCACGGUUGCGGCGUCUCACACUGUGCCUGCUCAAACUUCUCACUGAAAAGCGGUGUUCUGGAUCUAAGAAAACUCAUGACAAGAGAUGUCAAAGUCAGUCUUGGGACAGACGUGUCCGGUGGUUAUACACCCUCCAUGCUGGGAAGCAUUCGCCAAUCCGUCAUCGCCUCCAACGUGCAAGAGUGCCAGCAGAGGAACGGCUACAGGAGCGUGGACUUCAAAGAGAUGUUUUAUCUAGCCACGUUGGGCGGUAGUAAAGUUCUGGGUCUUCAGAACAAGAUUGGCAACUUUGAGGUCGGGAAAGACUUUGACGCGAUCCUAGUCAAUCCCGAAGCUGCGAACAGUCCGUUUGAUGUCUUCCACUCUACAUACAGCGAUACGAUAGAGGAUGUGGUGCAGAAAUUCCUCUAUCUGGGUAAGUUUGCUUCUCUGAAUUUUGGGGAAAAACAGGCGAAAACCUAUAACUGGUAUAGCUGUGACUUGACAGACACUAACGGGGAAGAAAAAUGUGUGAUGUCAUCAUGCCAUCAAAAAUGCACUUUUGAGAACGUAUAUGAUGAACUCCAUCUGUGUGGAAACUAUAGUGACAUUGGGAUAAUGCCCCAUUUUUAUCAAAACACCAGAUUAUUCAUGUUCAAAGACGGACACUUACAACUAAAUUUUGUCGCUGUCUUGGUUUUCAUUUCUGCCAGGUGAUGAUCGAAAUAUUCAAGAAGUUUACGUGGCUGGCAAGAAAGUUAUUCCUACGGAAGAGGGCUAAGUAAGAACGAGAAACAAGUUGAGAGAAAGAGAUGUUUCUGGAGUUUUUCAAAAAUAUCCCGUAAGUGGCCAAGUGAGUUUACCAAGUGAUGCAAAGCGCAUCGAUGUGUACAUUGUGUGUAUAAUGGGAGAGUAUUGGACUAUCCGCUUAUUUUAUUGUCUGUUUCAAAUUGUCUAGGAAAUAUUUUUGGAGAACUGACCAAAGACGGUUAAAUGUUUAGUCUUAUGCACGAGGAACUGAGUGAGCUAUUUUGUAAAUUAAAAUUUGUAAGUGUGAUCUUGGGUUUUAAGUAAAAAUAUUUGUUACUUGUGAUUCUACCGAAAUGUCUGUACAUCAUGCUUUGUCAUCAGAUCUUUCAUCAGGACUUCAAAAUGAAAACCUUAACCCAUCGGUUGGAAACCAUUAAUUGUAGAGACUUUCCAAAAAGCUCUACUUUCUGCUGAUAACUUUAACCCACUGGAUAUCAGACGAUGGUUACGAUUCAAUUACUCUUUAUCACAAAUCCUGGGCUUCUCCAUUAAAAUUUCACUAAUUUCCCAUGAGAUUUUUCAGACGGGAAAAAUCUAUGACAUUUUCCAGAGCCCCAUGCAGUCUGAAUUCUACUUUUCUCAUUAGUUUCUAUAAUAACAUGAAUAAGAUUAUAGAAAGAUUUCCCUUCUAGCAAGAACUGUUGGAACAGGAAUACUCUUUUUCGCUUUCAAGAAGUUAAUAAUGAAAUUGGCCAUAAACUCAUGCAGAUAUAAAUCUACAUUGGACAACCUUAAAUUGUUACCCUGUUACAUAUGUUUUAUUUCAUUUUUUAAUAAAUGUGAGUAGUUAUGGUAUGUACAACUCACAGAUAUUUUUAAUUAAGGCACAAUGUGAAGACUGUAUCGGUGCAGAAUAUAAACUUUUUUAACAGCACACAUACAUUGUAUUUACCUCUGUAAAACAAUGUGUUGAAUUUUAAGUUUUAAGGAAAUGAAUAUAUUUUAAAAUACAUUUAUACAUUUUGUGCAGAGAUAUAGGUGAUAUAUAGAGGCAGAUUAUAUGGAGGAAAAUAAAAUAGGCGGUUACUAAAAAAUGGAAUGCAUUUCAUUUAAAUCACACAACUUGGAAAAUUUACUGGGGAGAAACUCAAUUUUUUUUUUAAACCUGCAGUUACUAUUGAUGUAAUAUUAAUUCACAAAAAGCCUGUUUUCUUGACAUCUAUAGGAUGAAAUUUAAAGGAACCAACUUGAGCUAUAAAUUUAAGUACAUGUACAAAUAUUUGGAACCCUGACGUACACAUUACUCAGUUUUUCUUUCAGUUCAUGAUUUGCAUAAAAUGCUAUUAUUUUAA